CACUGUAACACUACGAUUAAAACAUUUCGAAGAUCCACCAAGUUCAGUGCGAUAAAGCAUGACGCUCACAUCACUCGAUAACAUUCUUAAAAUUAAGUCAAAAUGUCUGGGAGUAUAACUGAAAAAAGUGGCAGCUUCCAAGAAAAUAAAAAUGAUAAAGGUGGUGACUGGUACCAGAUCCUUGCUAUUUUUUUAUCGUGCAUAUCAGCCUUUAACUCCGGCUUGCUAUUCUCAUGGUCGUCACCAUCGAUUCCAAAGAUAUCUGAAGAUAAAGUGAAUUACGACAUUUCCUUAGACGAAGCGUCAUAUUUUACGGUUUUGCCUCCGAUAGGUGCCAUUUGUUCCUCGUUUUUAUUUUCCAAACUUACUGACCAAAUCGGCCGAAAACACACUCUAAUCCUGAUUGCAAUUCCCCACAUUGUUGCUUUGGUGCUAAUAUCAGUCGCACAAUCAGUUUACAUUUUCUACAUCGCUCGCUUUGUCACCGGGAUAGGAGACGCUUGUCUUUUCGCGUCUUUGCCGAUCUAUGUCGCCGAAAUCACAACGCCCAAAGUUCGGGGCACUUGGGGCAACUUUAUGACAUUUUUGAUUUACAUCGGACAAUUAACGAUAAAUGUAGUGGGCAGUUACACUUCGGUGGUGAUGACCGCGUACAUUUGUCUGAUUUUUCCCGUGUUUUUCCUUUGCACUUUCAUUUUCAUGCCGGAAACGCCCUAUUACUACUUGAUCAAAAACCGGACUGAGGACGCAAGGCUUUCGCUGCGAAAACUGCGAAGAAAACAGGACGUGGAAGAGGAACUGAAUAAACUCAAAGCUGAUGUUGCGCGACAAAUGUCCGAAUCGGCCACUUGGAGGGACGUUUUCACAAUUGUGAGUAACAGAAAAGCUGUCUAUGCUGGGGUUUUCCUCCGGGCGUCCCAACAACUCGGAGGAUACUCUUCGUUUUCAGUCUACACCCAGUACAUUUUCCUAAAAUCGGGUGGUGACGUGUCCGCAAGCACCUCUUCGAUCAUUUUUAUGGGCUUAUGUGCAGGUCUGAAUAUGUGUGCAGGAUUUACUCUCGAUAGAAUCGGUCGCAGAAGAUCCUACUUCUUGUCUUUGUUACUGUGCGGUUCUGUAUUGUUAUGUGAAGCUGUUUACUUUAUUCUUGAACAGUUUUAUGGAGAUCAGGUUGAUGUCCAAGUCGUGAAUUGGAUUCCUCUAGUUGGGAUGAUUUCAUAUGUGAUAUUUUACUCGUUUGGGCUUGGUAUUGUACCAACUCUCAUGUUGGGCGAACUUUUCUCAGCAAGUAUUAAAGGAAAAGGCUUGUUUGUGUUGAAUAUUGUUUUUGGUUUGUUGGUCAGUGGGUCAACAAAACUGUUCCAUAUUUUAGACACGUCGUUUGGUCUUUUUGCACCGUUUUUAUUUUUUUCGGUUAGUUGUUUCCUAUCGGCAAUUCUAUCGCUUUAUGUCGUACCAGAAACCAAAGGGAAAACACUUGAAGAGAUCCAGCAAUCACUUAAAGGCCACGGACAACAAGAAACACAACCGUGUUAAUUAAUAAUAAAGUUAUUUAUUUUUUCCAA
This is a messenger RNA of Tribolium castaneum (red flour beetle), 1565 nucleotides long. Its product is annotated as facilitated trehalose transporter Tret1. The transcript is spliced from 2 exons. Lineage: Eukaryota; Metazoa; Arthropoda; Insecta; Coleoptera; Tenebrionidae. The record is from RefSeq and is a predicted model, not a curated record. Bases 103 to 1536 code for a protein of 477 amino acids. Gene Ontology annotation, cellular component: membrane. Gene Ontology annotation, biological process: transmembrane transport. Gene Ontology annotation, molecular function: transmembrane transporter activity.